Molecule: messenger RNA, 1989 nt
Organism: Spodoptera littoralis (African cotton leafworm)
Lineage: Eukaryota; Metazoa; Arthropoda; Insecta; Lepidoptera; Noctuidae
Source: the annotation of a GenBank genome assembly
AUGGAAGAGUCAUGGUCGUCGGGCGGCGCGCCGCUGCUGCGCACGAGGUCGCUGCCGCUGGUGUUGGAGGCGGCGAGCGGCGCUGCGCCCACGCGACAGGCCAAACUCGACCCGCGCCAGCUUCUCACGCUCACACGCCACUACUACCCCGAGGGUGGGUGGGGCUGGGGCGUGGCCGCCGCUGCCACUCUCGCGCAGAUUCUCGCACACGGACUGCACCAGGCCUCCGCUGUACUCGCCGUCGAGACCGUCAAACGAUUUGGUCCGGAGACUCGCAUGCAAGCAGGAUGUCUGGGGGCUCUGUCAGCGGGAGUGGCGCUUGCGCUGUCGCCGGUGACGGUGGCGCUGUGCGUGCGCAAGUCUACGCGAGUAACGGCUGUAGUGGGCGGCCUCGUAGCCGCCCUCGGCUGCCUCUUUACCUCGUUUGCUACGCAGUUCCACCAGCUCUUCUUCAGUUAUGGGACGGUAGUAGGUGUGGGCGUGGGCCUGACGAGGGACUGCUCAACCCUGAUGGUGGCGCAAUACUUCAAACGAAGAAGAGAGCUCGUCGAGAUAUUUAUCGUCAGCGGCAGCGGACUCGGCAUCGCCGUUAUGUCCACAUUCAUCAAAGGUGCCAUAAGAGCAAUAGGCUGGCGUCUAGGACUGCAGGCUGUGACGGGAGUAGUGUUCGCAACGUUCAUUCUGGGCACGUUCUACCGAUCAGCAUCUCUAUACCAUCCUCAGAGAAGAGCGAUAUUGCACCUUAAGAAUCAAAACAAGAUCAAACGGAAGAUGAAAGACAGGAACAAAAGUGAUGAUCGUCAACCAUUCUUCGACUUCUCCACGCUAAAGUCGAAAACAGUGAGAAUCCUUCUCAUGUCAACUGGAAUAUCAGCGUUUGGUAUAAAUACACCGAUAUUCUAUUUGGCAUACCAUGCUGAAGAAGAAGGUUUAGGAGACACCGUGGAACUCUUGCAAGCGUACCUUGGCCUAGCCUGGGCAGUGGGUUGUGCAGCGUUUGGGUUGCUAGUGCGUCAGAAUAAUGCUGAAUGCCGGAUAGCUCGACAGUACCUCACCCAAGCAGCUGUGUUCGUGUGUGGACUUGCAACCAUGGCGCUCACAGCUGUUGAGGGCUCCUAUCGAGGCUACGUCAUGUUUGCUUGGGUUUACGGCAUAUUCUGCGGAGGCUACCAUUAUUCGCUGAAAAUGUAUACGUACGAGCGAGUGCGGUCUCGUAACUUUGCACGGACGUGGGGCUUCGUGCAGUGCUCACAGGCCGUGCCCAUAGCAAUAGGGGUGCCGCUGUCAGGGUACAUAAACGUGGGUUGUGGCGGUAAAGCGGGCUACUACUUCAGCUCGACGUGUUCCCUCAUCGGUUCCCUGUCUCUCUUCUGUAUUGAUCUUCAUAGGCGCAGUGUAGCGCACAAACACACCAAAGAAAACGGUGGUACUGCAAAUUGUGAGUCGACGUGUGAGCCGUCGCGACGUAGCCGCAGUCGCGAACGUGAACCACGUACAGCCGCAGGCGCAGCCACCGCAUUAGUUCUAGGAGCAGAAUUUGUAGCACCAGGGCGUACGGGUCGCGACCUCCUACUGGACAGUAUACGGCCGGGCACCCUCGGCUCUCCGCCGCCCAACGUGCCGCCCGAGCUGACCUGCAUCAGCGAGGAGGGCGGUUUGGACCUCGACCUCGAUCUGGAUAUACCAGAACACCUGCUCGAGGACUUAGACUGCGGGGGUGAUUGUAUCACUAGUUGUAAUAAGGUCGAAAACUAUUUAAUGUUAAGUGAAUACGAAAACAACCUAAUAGCCGAGCUGCCGAAUCUGAACGAGCGACGUGGACGCCGCUGGUCCAUCGUCGUGGCCAACUCUCCGCCACAAGCCUCCACUAUCCCAGAACACCCAAACUCUCCAGAAAUGCACCCCGUUAACUCUAACAAUAAGUGGAAGAAAAAGUGCCAUAACACAAACAACAGACUGAUUACAGUGAUCAACGAGGCGUCACUCUGA